This is a messenger RNA of Cryptococcus amylolentus CBS 6039, 3627 nucleotides long. Its product is annotated as glutamine-fructose-6-phosphate transaminase (isomerizing). The record is from RefSeq and is a predicted model, not a curated record. The coding region runs from base 789 to 2909 and encodes 706 amino acids. Gene Ontology annotation, biological process: fructose 6-phosphate metabolic process; protein N-linked glycosylation; UDP-N-acetylglucosamine metabolic process. NCBI's taxonomy places the organism in Eukaryota, Fungi, Basidiomycota, Tremellomycetes, Tremellales, Cryptococcaceae. Gene Ontology annotation, molecular function: carbohydrate derivative binding; L-glutamine:D-fructose-6-phosphate transaminase (isomerizing) activity. The transcript is spliced from 9 exons.
UACCACCAGAGUAAACACCCCACCCAGCAUCCCCUUCUCCUUCACCCAACCUCCUAGUCGACCAAAACAGGCCACAUACGUGAGUCACCGCUAUCUUCUUCUUGUCCAGCGCCGUGCAGGGCAGGGGCAGCGCAGGGGGCCCCGUGCGAGAGCCAGUGCAAGUGCCAGAGGCCAGCGCUGCAUGCACCAACUCGAAAGCGCAGAUGCAGCGCGGGGUGCAGACAGGGGCCAGCGCUCAAGGCUGGAGGCUGUACAUGGGCCGACGAGAAAGCCGUGUCGCAGCACAGCCGCCGCCUUGGGCACGGGGGCUCCCUGACGCUUCUUGCGUCUCCUGGAUCUCUGCUGCCAGAUCCCGGCAGCUUUCAGAGACCUGCUGUGCUCUCCUGCUGCUCUGACGGUAUAUACACAACAAAGGAUGGCGCUGACCGAGUUGUUCAUUCUUAUCCACUCCCCUGCCGAUUUGCACCCAUACGCCCACACACUACCCUCAUCCACCUUUCCCCCACUCGACGCCCUCUACCGCUCUCCUGCUGCCCCCUGCCCCCUGCCCCUCUCCUUUCCCCCUCCUCGCCAUUCGCCGGGCGUCUCGCACAAAAAUCAUCCAACUUUCGACGCAAACGGUACACGAAAUAAAAUCACGGCAUCCUUUGGCUUGGUCCCUUCCCAUCACCGAAAAUCAAAACACUCCAUUCUUCAUUUCUUCUUCCAGCUCAGUUUUUUAACUUCUCUCAUUCUCCCCCUUUCCAUAACCUUCCCCCUCGCCCCCAUAACCCACAGCUCACAGAACAAUGUGUGGAAUCUUCUCCUACUGCUCCUUCCUCUGCGAGAGGAAGCGCGAGUACAUCUGCGAUGUCUUGUGCAACGGUCUCGCUAGGCUUGAAUACCGUGGUUACGACUCUGCGGGUAUCGGAAUCGACGGUGACUCUAGGGACAGCCCCAUGUACCUCUUCAAGGAGGUUGGCAAGGUCGCUGCUCUCCGCAAGCACAUUGACGAGGGCGUCCCCUGCCCCGCUCCGGGAUUCCCCGUCUCUGGCCAGAAGGUCGACAUGUCCAAGGUCUUCCUCAACCAGACUUCUAUGGCCCACACUCGAUGGGCGACCCACGGUGUGCCCAGCCCCACCAACUGCCACCCCCACGUCAGCGAUGUCCAGACCGAGUUCAGCUUGGUGCACAACGGUAUCAUUACCAACUACAAGGAGCUCAAGACUGUCCUCCUGAAGCGCGGCUACACCUUUGCCACCGACACCGAUACCGAAGUCGUCGCCGUCCUCUGCAAGUAUGUCUACGACAGCCAGCCCAACAAGCGCCUCAACUUUACCGAGCUCAUCAAGACUGUCAUCAAGGAGCUGGAAGGCUCUUUCGCUUUCGUCUUCAAAUCUCCCCACUUCCCUGACGAGAUUGUUGCCGCCCGACGUGGUUCCCCUCUUUUGAUUGGUGUCAAGACCGACAGAAAGUUGAAGGUCGACUUUGUGGAUGUUGAGCUUCCCACCGCCGAGGAGAGAGUGAACGAGCCUGACGCGAACGGUCUCUUGUCUGCCCCCGCCGGCGUCGCCGACGGCCCCGGUCCCAAGCUCCGCCGCUCCCAGUCCCGUGCUUUCCUCUCCGAGGACGGCAUGCCUCAACCCAUCGAGUUCUUUGUUGCCUCUGACGCCUCCGCCGUCAUCGAGCACACCAAGCGUGUCUUGUACCUCGAGGACGACGACAUCGCCCACAUCGCCGAGGGUGAGCUCCACAUCCACCGACUCCGACGAGACGACACUGUCUCUUCCGUCCGUGCUAUCGAGCACCUCGAAAUCGAGCUCGCCGAGAUCAUGAAGGGUCAGUUCGACCACUUCAUGCAAAAGGAGAUCUACGAGCAGCCCGAGUCUGUGGUCAACACCAUGCGAGGUCGGAUCAACUUUGACUACCGCACCAUCACCCUUGGUGGUCUCAAGGCGUACCUGCCCGUCAUCCGCAGAGGAAGGAGGUUGAUUUUCGUGGCUUGUGGUACCUCUUAUCACUCUUGUAUCGCCGCCCGACCGGUGUUUGAAGAGUUGACAGACAUUCCCGUGGCCGUCGAGCUCGCCUCGGAUUUCCUUGACCGACGCACUCCCGUCUUCCGAGAUGAUGUCGCCGUCUUUGUCUCCCAGUCUGGUGAAACUGCCGACACUAUCCUUGCCAUGCGAUACUGCUUGGAGCGUGGUGCCUUGUGUCUCGGUGUCGUCAACACUGUUGGCUCUACCCUCUCCCGAGAGACCCACUCUGGUGUCCACAUCAAUGCCGGUCCCGAGAUCGGUGUCGCCUCUACCAAGGCCUACACCUCACAAUACGUUGCGCUCGUCAUGAUUGCCGUGCAGCUCUCUGACGACUCCAUCACCAAGACUGCUAGGAGGCAGCAGAUCAUUGAUGGAUUGCACGAGAUCCCUUCGCAGAUCAAGAAGGUGUUGGCUAUGGACAGGGUGUUGCAGCAGAUGGCCAAGGACAUGCUGUCUAACGAGAAGAGUUUGCUCAUUAUGGGGCGAGGCUACCAAUAUGCCACCUGUCUAGAAGGCGCACUCAAGAUCAAGGAAGUGUCUUACAUGCACUCUGAGGGUAUCUUGGCCGGUGAACUCAAGCACGGUCCCCUCGCAUUGGUCGACGAGCACCUUCCCGUCAUUUUCAUCAUGACCCGUGACUCUUUGUACCCCAAGGUCCAGAGUGCGCUUGCUCAGGUCACUGCCCGAAAGGGUCGACCCAUCAUCAUCUGUAACGAGGACGACGACACUGUCUCUGACAAUGCCAAGGUCAUCCGAGUUCCCCAGACUGUCGACUGUCUCCAGGGCUUGAUCAAUGUCAUUCCUUUGCAGCUCUUGUCUUACCACCUCGCCAUCAUGAACGGUGUUGACGUUGAUUUCCCCCGAAACCUCGCCAAAUCUGUCACCACCGAGUAAAUGGACAUUGAACACCCACAAGGACAUUUAUCAUACAAAUUCCUCAUCACAUUUUUUGUCCAAGUAGAUCACCAUCCCCUUUUGCCCGUAUUCAUGUGUUCUUUUUUCUCUGGUUUUACUAUCCUUCAUCCGAUUAUUCUCCGUUUACAAUAGCCUCUCUGUCUCCUUUGACCCCGUCCCGGUCUAUUGUCUGUCUCAGUUGUCAGACAGAUAUAGGCAAAAUUGUACCGCCGGCGGAGGACUUGGGAAGAAAAGUAGUAAAGGGAGAGAGGGGAAGUCAUAGUCUUCUUUCUGUCUUUUUUACAUUCAACAUUCACGCUCAUCUUGUCCUGGUAUGUACAUAAUGACUCUCGAACGACAAGAGCAUGUACAAAGAAUCAAAAGAAUCACGGGGUGCAUACGGUCUGAUCGCAGUAGACAGAUUGUUAUUCAUCGUGGACUGCCGUCAGGCAAGACCGGCAUCCACCAUGAAAGGCCGAAUUACAUCAGGCAUGUAUCAUUACCAGCCGAAAUAGACGACCCUUACCUAGAUCCCCAGUCAGAUACUACUCCCUGGUGCAUGGAUGAUGUGCUAUGGUGGCCCCAGCUCAGCUGCACCUGUCUUUGGAUAUAGUGAAACAAAGUGGGGUACUUCUCCUUGUCAAACGCGCUCGAACUGUAAUGCUUGCUGUAUCUGUGUGAUUGUCUCGCGCUCUACGGCAUCAGCCCCCCAUGAUUG